Venustampulla echinocandica is the source of this 864-nucleotide messenger RNA. RefSeq lists its product as uncharacterized. NCBI's taxonomy places the organism in Eukaryota, Fungi, Ascomycota, Leotiomycetes, Helotiales, Pleuroascaceae. The transcript is spliced from 2 exons. The record is from RefSeq and is a predicted model, not a curated record. Bases 1 to 864 code for a protein of 287 amino acids.
AUGUACUCUCGUGAUGAAACUGUCAAUUCUAUCCUGAGGUUCUAUCAAACGGUUAUCCGCCACCCAUAUUUAAACAACGCCACACUCAUUAUUCCGCCUGUUAACGGCUGGAACUCGAUCAAAAUAGAAGGCAAAAACGGAGCAGUCCUAGACUUACUUUGUCACCUCCCAUACCUCCGCCCAGAGAAUGCAUCUGAAGAACUCAUUAUUCACUCGGAAACCAUCCCAAUCUGUUACUUGGAGAACCAAGAUAGACUGCUAUUCUAUCCCCUCCCUGCCCACUGCAUCUACCUCGCCCGUGCCGAAUCGUAUCUCGGCACAUCUUUGAUUCUCGACACUAACGAAGGCACUAUAACUGAAUUUUGUCAAACAGGAUCCCAUAUUACAAUACCUUACGAAGCCUACGAGGCUCUACCUAAAGCAGAGAAAUGGAAAGCUCACUGUACAACACCUAUCAUGGAAUUGUUAGACAAUUGGACAAAGAGAUAUGAGGAAUUAGUGUGGAUGUUAGUACCGAACCCAAUUAGUCAACCAGUGACAGGGAGGUUUUAUAGUCGUGCUAUAUCAAGUACUGAGGAGGAACUUAUACAAAAAGGGCAAUUAGAGCUAUGGCAUACUCAAGAUGAUAGGAGUGAUGAUGAUGAUACGGAGGAGGAUGAGCUUGAUAUGGAGCAGUUUAAGGCGAGGAAGAGGGAGAGAAAGCAUGUAGUGGAUGUUUAUAAUACAUACCUCCGCUAUGGAUGGCUAUAUCACUUCGACAAGGAGGGAUGCAAAGCUGAAUUGUUAGAGCUAGAGAAGAGGAAGGAUGCAGAUGAGAUGCAGCAAAUGGCUGAAGCGAAUCCUGAUGCAGCACUGUUCGACUGA